UUUCUGCAGCCUGUUAUUAGGAGAGCUUAGUUAAUGUCAAGCUCAUGCUGCAUGCUUACACUAUCACAGAUAAUGAAACAUCAUUGGGCAUUUUUUAAUGAAACUUUUUUUUUUUAAAUUGGCAGUAUCACUCAGCUUUUUAUGGAAUAAACAAAGGGCAUAGCAUUCCAUCUCUGCUCCACCUUUUCUUCCCACCCUCGCUAGGUGUAUAAAAUCAGGGUGAUUUCACCGUCACGCACUUCACUCCUUUUCCUCUGCUUGAAAUCGGACUGAAGAGAAAACAACACAAUCUAAUCAUGAGCAGAAACUUCCUGUCCAAAAAUGAUGAGCUCCGCAAGGGAGACCAUCUGGUGUCCAACAACGGACAGUUUAAGGCUAUCUUCCAGGAUGAUGGUGACUUUGUGGUCUAUGGCUGGCAGCCUGUGUGGGCUUCAGACACUGCAGGGUCAUCCCCUUUCCGCCUGUGCAUGCAGGGGGACUGCAACCUGGCCAUGUACGACAAGGGGGGCAAAGCCAUGUGGCACACAAACACCUCCAAGUCUGACUGCAACAUGUGCCGCCUUCAGCUGACCAAUGAGGGCAAACUGGUGGUGAACAAGGAACAAGAUGAAGUCUGGAACUCUGCUAAAUCCAUAGGCAUGAAGUGAUCCAUUGUGUUUGAAAAUCAUGUUUUGAAGUCAAUUUGAUUCACCAUUUAACAUGCUUGUUAUGUAAUCAAAUAAACAAACGUUCACAAUGCA
Gymnodraco acuticeps is the source of this 740-nucleotide messenger RNA. RefSeq names its product comitin-like. The coding region runs from base 297 to 647 and encodes 116 amino acids. The record is from RefSeq and is a predicted model, not a curated record. Lineage: Eukaryota; Metazoa; Chordata; Actinopteri; Perciformes; Bathydraconidae. The transcript is spliced from 3 exons.